AUGGAGUAUCAACAAGCUAAAAAUGUUGAUUCACAACAAGUAGUAAAGUCUAAUGAAAAAAAUGGUAUUAUCACUACCAUUAUUCCUCAUAAUACUCACACUAUUCCUUAUAAUACUCCUUUUACUACUCAUAAGCAAAAACCAUUUACAAAUAAUAUAAAUAAUGUUCACCAUUCGAAUUUAAUUCAUAAUAAUAAAAAGUCUUUUAAUAUUAAAUCCCCUACUGAUAGCUUAUUAUCUCCAUGCUCUAAAAAGUUACAAGAGAAAAAAGCUAAAAACUUUAAAAGCAACAUUUUCUCUAAAGCAUUGAAAGAAGAACAGGAAAAGAUGGAAAAGUUGAAAAAUUUGCCUCGGGAUGAAACUUCUACUAAAAAUGCAGAGUUCUAA
Messenger RNA from Diversispora eburnea, 387 nucleotides. The record is from the annotation of a GenBank genome assembly. Lineage: Eukaryota; Fungi; Glomeromycota; Glomeromycetes; Diversisporales; Diversisporaceae.